GCUAAUAGGUUAGACUGUUAUGGGUUCAAAUUUAAGACCAAAAAGCUCAUUUUUUGUUUUCAGGAAAUGCCAAUUUUGACUUUGCAGCUGGCCCAUCUAGUGGAAACUGCUCAGUUCUGCCUCCAGGGCAAGAUUAAUUACAAUAAACAUCAACCUGCAGCAGAGAAAGCGUAAGUGUUGAAGGACUUUACCUGGCUGUGCUGGUUGGAAGCACUCUACUUGCAGUGAGACGACCAAUCAACGCAGGGAAACACCUGCUAAUGAUGCACUUGGCAUUAAACUAUGAGGCAGGCACUGCAGCCCCUGCUGUAGCCUGGCAACCCUGCAAGCCCUGCUAGAGAUACUGAAAAUCCAGACAGUACUUAGAGUUACUGGAAGCUAAAUGUAACUUCCUCUUCAGAGACUCCACAUCACACUCCAUUUUAGACCAUCAGGAUCCCUAAUCACACAAUAUAUGGUAUUAGACACUAUAACACUCCGUACUACACAAGUAUUUAAGUAUGCCACAGUGUAGCACAACAACGGUGGUACGAAGCCUCCCCCUUGUAAUCUUUCAGGUAAAUAUUUGUUGUGGGUAGCAUGUGGAAAACAACCACUAGGCUUAUCUCUCAUGACACCUCUCCUGCCUAAGGCUCUUGGUUACAUGCAAAUCACUUACUUUUUCCACAGAACUGUAGUACAGUAAUACAACAAUACAAAAUAAAUACAGUCUUAAACAGAAAAUGUAAGAGCAACACAGAUUAUUUUUUGUUUAUAAUAAAUAAUCAGACCCAAUAAGCAUAACCCAAAUUUGCCUGAAAAAAUGAUUAGGGGAUGAAAUGACAACCUUUUACAACAAAAUUGUACGAGUCUCCUCUAAAGUAAACAGCUAAAAUGACAAGUCUGAUUGAUGACAAUCAAAUGAUAGGCACUGUCAAGAGAGGAAGGUCACACCCUAUGUCGUCUGCUUUCGUUGCAUUGAGCCCAACAUGGGGGAAGAACGAGAGGUAAUUACUGUAUGAGAGGAGGGAACCUAUUCAAGCCCUCCUCCCCAUCAUACUCACUAAUCUCUCUCCAUUUGGAACUCUCAAAUUGUUUGUAGAGAGAUUGCCUUGUUCAACCAUUCCACCUCAACUCGGGAGUCCUGGACCUACCAACCUGUCUGUCUUGUUUUUGCGCAUUAACAUAAUACAUGAUCUACAAACUGUUGUACCAGGCUGAGGUACAGUGAGAGGAAGCAGGAUGUCCAAUAACAUGGCUAAGAUUACAGAUAUCCGCAAGACAGUGGAACAGCUGAAACUGGAAGUUAACAUCGAAAGAAUGAUGGUGUCCAAAGCAGCAGCUGAUCUGAUGGCCUUCUGUGAGGCUCAUGCCAAGGAGGACCCUCUGGUGAUACCAGUGUCAUCCUCUGAGAACCCUUUUCGGGAGAAGAAAUUCUUCUGUGCCAUACUCUAAUCCCCACAAAUUCACUUUAUUAAAUACA
Molecule: messenger RNA, 1462 nt
Organism: Oncorhynchus mykiss (rainbow trout)
Lineage: Eukaryota; Metazoa; Chordata; Actinopteri; Salmoniformes; Salmonidae
Product: guanine nucleotide-binding protein G(I)/G(S)/G(O) subunit gamma-8
Biological process (GO): G protein-coupled receptor signaling pathway
Cellular component (GO): heterotrimeric G-protein complex
Molecular function (GO): G-protein beta-subunit binding
Source: RefSeq, a predicted model, not a curated record